Molecule: messenger RNA, 1059 nt
Organism: Rotaria sordida
Lineage: Eukaryota; Metazoa; Rotifera; Eurotatoria; Philodinida; Philodinidae
Source: the annotation of a GenBank genome assembly
AUGCAAAUUGAUUUAAUAGACAUGAGAACUGCUGAACACAAUGGUUUUAAAUGGAUAUUUCACGCAAAAGAUUAUUUUUCAAAAUAUUCUUGGCUUUAUCCAUUAGUUACAAAAGAAGCAAUUAAUGUUGCUGAAACAUUAAAAUCUAUAUUUUAUCAAUUCGGACCACCAAGAAUUUUGCAGUCGGACAAUGGCCGCGAAUUCGUGGCCAAAGUCAUUCUUGCUUUAACAAAAUUAUGGCCGGGAUUGCUGAUAAUUAAUGGACGGCCGAGACAUCCUCAGUCACAAGGAUUAGUUGAAAGAGGCAAUGCCGUCGUACAGCAAUUACUGGGAACGUGUGUAGCUCGAACUAUUAAUCAAACACCGUUCGAAGUAGUUUUCGGACAGCAACCACGGACGGAUGACUACACUUGGAAAUGCAUUGAAACUCAUCUGAAAACCAAUCAACCGAUCGAACCAAGUCAUGUUAUACUUGAAGAAGACUUACCAGAUGAUAUCUUCGACAUGAUAAAACAAGUAGAUGAAAUUGAAGGUCCACCGAUUGAUCCACAAACGAACAAUUCUAAUGAAGAACCAACAUGUACCAAUGUAGCAUCAACAACUAAUACGAACGAUCAACAACCACAGAAUAAUAAAGAAGAAAUACGUUCAGAUUUCAACAUAGAUCAUGAAGAACUUGUUGAUUCAACCACCUGCCUAUCCAACGUUCUUGAAUCAAAAGCUGCAUCCAUUGCUGUUAAUCGUCACAAACGAAUCCGUGAAAAUACUGAAGAAUGUUAUUUGAACAAUGCUCAUUCACAACUUACUAAAUAUAUUAGCAAGUCCUCUAAACGACAACGAACUUAUCAUGUUGGUGACAUUAUUGGCUUGAAGGUAUCCGAUGUUGAUCGUACAAAUACUUCUUCGACAAUACUUCCAUGUAAAAUAGUUGAUUCCAAAGAUCAAGAUGGUGAAGUUUUCUGUAAUGUUGCAACCAUGAAUGGUAUCAUAAAAGAAAGUUUUCAAUCAAUAGUUUUUCUAGAUAUUACAGCAUCCAAUUUCACUGCAUUACGAAUUCUC